Messenger RNA from Lactuca saligna, 600 nucleotides. Lineage: Eukaryota; Viridiplantae; Streptophyta; Magnoliopsida; Asterales; Asteraceae. The record is from the annotation of a GenBank genome assembly.
AUGCCUACCUUUGUUCCUUUAAUAGAAGAUUUCUUUCACGGCCUUACUCUUCCAUCUUCUCCAGAUCACAUUUGUACUCAAACCACUACACCUAUCACCAUGAGUACACCACCAGUAACUGUCAACAUAUUUGAAAUCGGGGUAGGUGCUUUUGGUGUCACUUUUGGUGUCACUUUUGGUGUCACUUUUGGUGAUGAUUUCACUCCCAAUUCACCCUUACAUAACUAUGAUCCUGAUACGGAGACAACAGCUUUAUCUAAGGUUCGUGCAGAGCUCCAAGUGCAAAAUACAAAGAUGAGUGCCUCUAUCGUUUCAAAAAUUGAGAAGCUUCAAGAAGAUUUGGCUAUGAGAAUUCCAUCAUGGAUAAGCUUCUCGUCAAAGAUGAAAAGGAAAAAAGGCAGGUUGGUUGAUGAUGAGGAGGAUGAAGAAGAGUUAUCUAAAGAAGCUCAAGUCAAAAUCAAAUCUUGUGACAAAGAGAUUGAUGAGAAUUUACGAAUUGCAAAGAAGCUGAUGCAGCUGAAAGAGAGGACCAUGAUGCCCAAGUCACUCAAGAAACCCAAAAGUCUCUUUUCCUUCCCUGAUCCAUGGACCAGAUACUAA